UUUUGCAAUCCUCACUGUCGGAAAUACGUCAUAAUCUUUGGCGCGAACAGCUACCAUUUUGCAUGGGGGAAAAUUAAUUUCUGUCUGCAGCGCGUCAGUGGCUAUAACAAAAGAAUUCUUUAAAAUGCCCAAAAGUUGUUGUGUUUUUGAAUGUUCAAACAACAAAACAAAAAAUCCAGAUUUGAAAUAUUACAUUUUACCGCAUGAUCCAGAACGUCGCAAACUUUGGCUCAAUGCAAUCAGUCGUACUGCUUUAGAUAAAGAUGGAAAUAUUCUCAAGAACAAACUUUGGUCUCCAAGAUCAAAAUAUCACUAUGUUUGUUCUAAACAUUUUAUUUCUGGUAAAAAAAAAAACCAAUCAAAUGAUCCAGAUUAUGUACCUUCUGUGUUUUCUUACAAAUCAUGUGGAAAAAAACAUCAAGCUCUUCAUCGACAAUCUGUAUUAAAUUGUAACAAAAUAUCAGCUGCUCAUGCAUCUGAUAAAAGUCAGCCAGAUUUGCUAUCAAGUCAAAUUGAAAACAUUGAUAAAAUAAUGCACAGUAACAUAACUGACAAAGCAGGAUGUUCUACUAUGAUCGAACAAAAUUAUCUGCCUUUAGCCUCACCAACCAGCCCCACAACAGCCAUGAAAUCUCUUAUAAGUAUAUGUGAACAAGAAAGUAUGUACCUUGAAAUAGAUAAUAUGCAGUCUGAAAGAUCUAGUCAAAUUGAAAACAUCGAAGAAAUUGUACACAAUAACAUGUCCAAUGAAGUAGGAUGUUCUACUAUGAUCGAACAAAAUUAUCUGCCCUUAGCCUCACCAACCAGCCCCACAACAGCUAUGAAAUCUCUUAUAAGUAUAUGUGAACGAGAAAGUAUGUACCAUGAAAUAGAUAAUAUGCAUUCUGAAAGAUCUAGUCAAAUUGAAAACAUCGAAGAAAUUGUACACAAUAACAUGUCCAAUGAAGUAGGAUGUUCUACUAUGAUCGAACAAAAUUAUCUGCCCUUAGCCUCACCAACCAGCCCCACAAUAGCCUGAAAUUUCUUAUAAAUUAUGUGAGCGAGAAAGUAUGUACCAUGAAUUAGAUAAUAUGCAUUCUGAAAAAUCUAGUCAAAAUGAAAACAUCAAAGAAAUUGUACACAAUAACCAAUGAAGUAAGAUGCUCUAAUAUAAUAGAACAAAGUUAUAUUCCUUUAGCCUCACGAACUAGCCCCACAAUAACUAUGAAGUCUCUUGUCAGUGAAUAUGAACGAGAAAGUAUAUACCAUGAAAUGGAUUAUUUAUGAUCAGAAAGAGAUAUAUUACGAGAAAAAUUAUUGUUGCCUGUGCACUUGUCUCCUUAUUCGUUUCAAGUUUUAAGGGAAAAUCCUGACACUUGCUUGAUGUUAACUGGGUUAAAGUUUGAUAUUUUAACAACUCUUAUCGAUACCUUUUUAUAGGAGAACAUAAUGGUGAUCAUAGACCAACUCGAAAUAUUAUGGAAGAUCAAAUAAUUUUAACAAUUGUUAAAUUGAAGCACAAUAUGAGUUUUGAUAUGUUGGCCCAUUUGUGCUCCAUAAGUAAAACAACAGCUAUUGAAUAUUUUUGGAAAUGGAUAGAUGUAAUGUCAGAAAAAUUAAAAUUUUUAAUUAGAAUGGAAGCUCGAGAACACAUUUUCGAAACCAUACCACAUAUUUUCAAGUCAAAGUUUCCACGGCUUACUUCAAUAAUUGACUGCUUUAAUGUGUUUAUUGAGUCACCUGGUCCUUUGUUAGCAAGAGCACAAUGUUAUAGUAGUUACAAAAAACAUUGCACAUUAAAGGUUUUUAUUUCCUGUACACCACUUGGUGCCAUUAACUUUUUAUCUAAAUGUUGGGGUAGUCGUGUUUCUGACAUUCAAAUUGUAAAAAAAUCAAACUUUACAUCAUCAAAAUACCACUACCCUGGAGAUCAAAUUUUGGCUGAUCGUGGUUUUACAUUGAAAGAUGAUUUUGCUGCUCAUUCCAGUUCGGAACUGUUGGUUCCUGCAUUCGCAAAAAACAAAUGCCAGCUAUCAGCUGAAGAAGUUGAAUCUACCAGAAAUAUUGCAUCUGUAAGGAUUCAUAUAGAAAGGAUUAUAGGAUUAAUGAAAAAUCGUUAUAAAAUUCUAAAAGGAAUCUUGCCAAUAAGAUCAGUGAAAAGUCUAAAGGAUGAGGCAAAUCAUUUAAUAUAUGCAAGCUGUGAUAAAGUUGUUCUGGUGUGUGCUGCUUUAACGAACUUGGGAGAAAGUAUUGUGUUUUGCUAGCAUGUAAUAUUAUUACACUUUUUGUAACAUUUACUUUAUGACUCGAUCAAUGCUGAUUAAGUCAUUUCAAUUUUUAGCUUUUCUAGAAUAUCUUAAGAAUAUAAUACACGUAAUGUUAUAA
Molecule: messenger RNA, 2364 nt
Organism: Hydra vulgaris (swiftwater hydra)
Lineage: Eukaryota; Metazoa; Cnidaria; Hydrozoa; Anthoathecata; Hydridae
Source: RefSeq, a predicted model, not a curated record